Messenger RNA from Ceratosolen solmsi marchali, 6550 nucleotides. RefSeq names its product HEAT repeat-containing protein 5B. The coding region runs from base 166 to 6372 and encodes 2068 amino acids. Gene Ontology annotation, cellular component: endocytic vesicle; Golgi apparatus; membrane. The transcript has 34 exons. Gene Ontology annotation, biological process: endocytosis; retrograde transport, endosome to Golgi; intracellular protein localization. The record is from RefSeq and is a predicted model, not a curated record. NCBI's taxonomy places the organism in Eukaryota, Metazoa, Arthropoda, Insecta, Hymenoptera, Agaonidae.
GUGCGUGCGUACGUGCGUGCAAGCCUUUAAUCGAACGGAAGAUACACAUUUGACAUUAUAAUGAAAAAACAGAAAGCCAAUAAUAUUUAAUAACAAAGUCGGUGAUGCCGCAUUAAUCAUUCGUCUUGAAAGCAGAUAAUAUCCAUAGUGAAAGAGAUUUUAACAAUGAUGGAGUUGAGCCAUAGCUUAACCCUCAACGAGGAUGCACUUAAUCAAAUUCCUGAAGCAAAACGUCCAGUUUUUGUUUUUGAAUGGCUGAGAUUCUUAGACAAAGUUUUAAUUGCUGCUCAGAAGAACGAUAUUAAAGGAUGUCAGCAAAAAUUAGUCGAACAACUGACCAAGCAUAUGCAAGGUGCUCCAGGACCACCCACUCGACGUUUAAUAGCUCGAUGUCUUGCUACGCUAUUCAGUGUUGGCGAUACAUUUUUACUCUUCGAUACAGUCAAUAAGUGCAAUGAUAUUUUGAAGAAUAAAGACGACUCACCAAGCUUCCUUCCAACUAAACUGGCUGCUAUAUGCUGCGUUGGUUGUAUGUAUGAGAAACUGGGAAGAAUGAUGGGUCGUUCGUACGAAGAAACAGUGCAAAUUUUAAUUAAAUCUCUACGUUCAGCUGAAUCGCAAACUCGUAUUGAAAUUAUGCACACCCUGGAAAAAGUUUGUGCGGGUAUGGGAUCGGCUGUUAUUAAUGUUCAUAAAGAAAUCUAUAAAGUUUGCAGACAUUGUUUAACCGAUAGAGUAAUGGCUGUCAGAUGCGCUGCUGCUAAAUGUCUUCUGGAAAUGUUACAUCAUGCGCCCUUCUUGUAUACAACAGAAAUUGAAAGUGUAGCAACAUUAUGUUUUCGGGCAUUUGAGGGAUCGAAUUACGAAGUACGAUGUUCGGUUGCAAAAUUAUUAGGGAUGCUUGUAGCAAAGACACAACUGUCAGCACCAAAAGGUCAAAAUCCACCAUCUAAUCAAAGUAAAAAUUUCAAAUAUAUAUCAUUGGAAGAAGUUCUGAAUAUUUUAAUGUCUGGCUUUCUAAGAGGUGGCGUAGGAUUCUUGAAAGGGACGGGGGAAAUAAUAAAAGGCAGCUCGGGAGUUAAUAGGGAAGUGCGCGUUGGAGUUACUCAUGCCUACGUAGUAUUCGUACAAAUGCUAGGUAGUACAUGGCUCGAGCGCAAUAUCGCCACCUUAGUCGCUCAUGUGUUGGACCUCGUCGCUAAUCCAAAGGCCGCGAGCUCUCACGUUGACGCGGUCUAUUCAAGGAAAUGCAUAAAUUUUAUGUUAAGGGGAACCAUUGGCAAGCUUCUUGGAGAAGGAGCUCAGGCUGCGGCAUGCAAGGAAAUUGCUCACGUUAUUUUAAAGCAAAUGAAUUCCAUUGAUUUUAGUCCAGAAAAUGCAAAGGAUUGUAAUCAAGAGACAUUAUUUAGUCAGCACUUGCUUGUCUGCGCAUUGCAGGAAAUGGGCAAUUUGAUUCUUGGUUUGGGAACAACAGCCUCGAAUCUCUUGAACGAUCAUUCCUUAAAUUUAGUCGAAACUACAAUGGCUGUUCUGGUCCAUCCCUGUCAAGCCGCUAGACUCGCAGCAGCUUGGUGUUUGAGAUGCAUCUGUGUGGCGGUACCAAGUCAGAUAACACCAUUGAUCGACAGGUGUGUCGAAAGCAUUGAAAGCAUGAGAACGUCACCUGAAGCAAUAACAGGAUACAGUAGCGCGUUAGCUGCAGUUUUAGGAAGUGUACGAUUAUCGCCUCUUGGAGUUCCACACACCAAAGGAAAAAUUAUAUUUAAUACUGCUGAAGAGUUAUUACGAAGUGCAAGUCAAAAUAGCCGUCUAUCGCUAAAUAGAACUCAUGCGGGUUGGCUUCUCAUAGGAGCUAUAAUGACCUUAGGUACCGCUGUUGUGAAAGGACUCUUGCCCAGGAUGCUGCUACUGUGGAGGAAUUCGUUUCCUCGCUCCAAUAAGGAAUUGGAAAGUGAAAAGGCACGCGGUGAUGCAUUUACAUGGCAAGUAACUUUGGAGGGCAGAGCCGGAGCACUUUCAGCGAUGCACAGCUUCCUGUUACACUGUCCUGAAUUAAUGAGCGAGGAUAUUACAAGACGACUUCUGACGCCAAUUGAAUCUGCUUUGACAAUGUUAACGAACUUGUCAACUGUUUUAAAAUGUUAUGGACAACAGUUAAAGGCUCCAGCUGCAAUGGUUCGUCUUCGUUUGUACGAAACAUUAUUAUUAUUACCUCCUCAAACAUUUGAAGGUUCUUACACUCAUCUGCUUAGAAUGUUAGUAUCGGAAUUCACAUUAGCGGACAAUCCAGGAAAUACAACUACUUCAUUACUUCGGACAGUGUGCCAUGCCAACGAUUCAGUUAUACUUGGAACAUGGUUACAAGAAACUGAUCAUCGGACAAUAGAGGAUCAGUUGCAGCCAAAUAGCGCUGCAGGAUCUGGAGCUUUAGAGCAUAAUUCCUGUUGUCUCUAUCGACCUAUACCAUUGGAUGAAUCAUUACCUGGUCCAUUACCCCUUGGCGUCGCUGUUAUCGAUAUGUCAGUUUCCUUAUUUGGUCAAAUCUUUCCGCGUGUAGCAAAUAAACAUCGUCUUCAGAUGCUAGAUCACUUCAGCGAAUGUAUAAGACAUGCCAAGUCAGCAAGACAGGAAGCUAUACAAAUGAAUGUUUUUACAGCUGUUCUGAGUGGUUUUAAAGGCCUUAAUGAAGCGAAAACUGCUUUUGGUCAGGAAGAUGUUAAAAAGUCUGCCACCAGUCUUAUAAUUAGCUCGUUAAUAAGUAGUAAUGCUAUAUUACGUUGGGCUGCUGGUGAAGCUGUUGGUCGUAUGGCACAAGUAAUUUCCGAUGCCAAAUUCACUGCAGAAAUGGCGCAAACGAGUUUUGAUCGUUUAAAAUCAGCUCGCGACGUCGUCAGUAGAACCGGACAUUCAUUAGCAUUAGGAUGUCUUCACAAAUAUGUUGGCGGAAUGGGUUCUAGUCAACAUCUUAAUACCAGUGUUAGCAUUUUACUCGCACUAGCCCAAGACAAUACUUCUCCUGUUGUACAAGUAUGGGCACUUCAUGCAUUAGCUUUAAUAGCAGAUUCCGGUGGGCCAAUGUUCCGGGGAUACGUUGAACCAACUCUUUCUUUAGCAUUAACGCUUUUAUUAAAUGUGCCGCAUUCGUAUAUCGACGUCCAUCAAUGUAUUGGCAAGGUCUUAGCAGCUCUAAUUACUACAAUAGGUCCAGAGCUUCAAGGAAACACUUCGUCGAUAUGUAUGGCUCGGUCUUCUUUUCUAUGCGCCUGUGCCAUCAUGCAAGAUCAUCAAGAUUCUCUUGUUCAAGCUGAGGCUACAGGAUGUCUUCAGCAAUUACAUUUAUUUGCUCCUCGACACGUCAAUCUUUCUUCCCUAGUUCCUACAUUAUGCCGAACGCUAUCGAGCAAUCAUCUGCUUUUAAGAAAAGCAGCGAUAUCGUGUCUUCGUCAAUUAGCACAACGUGAAGCGAAAGAAGUUUGCGAGCAUGCAAUGACAUUGGCUAAUGAAAGCAGAGAUACAAAUAUCGUCGAAGGUUUAAUGAUAACGGAAACUGGGCUUCCUGGUGUUUUAUUCAGUAUGCUCGAUACAGAAACCGAUAGCCAGCUUAUUAAAGAAAUUCAUGAUACAUUGACAAGUAUGUUACAAAUUUUAGCCGCUAAUAAUCUGUCGCCAUGGCUUUCGUUGUGCAAGGACGUACUCACUAUUGCAACAGAAUCAAGUGCAUUGGAGGAUGUUACGAACGUAAAUAUCGAAGAAACAGCUGCCGAGAAUGAAAAUGCAGAUACCGAGGGUGACGAUGAUCAGGCAGAAUUUCACGCAGAUGAGUCGAGUAAACAACGUCAAACAGUUUCACCACGUUGGCCAACUAGAGUUUUUGCCGCCCAAUGCGUUCGUCGUAUUAUUACCGUUUGCUCUAAUGACAAACAAGUUCAUUUCGAUUUAGCCUUAGCCAAGGAAAUGCAAAAUUCUAAAGGAAAAGGUGACUUUCUCGUUUUACACGUAUCAGAUUUGGUUCGCAUGGCAUUUAUGGCAGCAACGAGUGAUUGCGACCCUCUUCGUUUAGAAGGAUUAAAAACAUUACAAGAAAUUAUAGAUAAAUUUGCAAAAGUUCCGGAGCCUGAAUUCCCCGGGCACUUAUUAUUAGAACAAUUUCAAGCCCAAGUUGGAGCUGCUUUACGUCCAGCAUUUUCUGCAGAAACUUCUCCGCAUGUAACGGCAGCUGCUUGUGAAGCUUGUAGUGCUUGGAUUGGUAGUGGCGUGGCACGAGAUCUUAAUGAUCUAAGAAGAGUACAUCAAUUGUUAGUUUCGUCACUUGAAAAAUUAAGAGAAGGGCACUCGCGACCUCAACUCUACAACGAAAGUCUCUCGACACUCGAAAGAGUAGCGAUACUGAAAGCUUGGGCAGAGGUGUACAUUGUCGCAAUGAUAAAUGAUGGCUCAGCUUUGGAUAAUAGAGAAUGCGCUAAUCGCCAUAAUCGAGAAAAUAAUGAAGACGAAGAAAGCUUCGGAGAUUUUGAAUUUAAGAAUGAAAGCUUGUUGAGCUUAGUACAGCCGGAACUUCCAAGCCUAAGUCAGCACUGGCUUGCUGCUUUACGAGAUCACGCACUUCUUUCACUACCUCCAGAAUUUUCAAGUCAACUGCCACACGAUGGCGGAGCUUUUUACACAACAGAUACUAUGGAAUCCGCCCGCCCUUACUAUUUGAACUCUUGGGCACCAAUUUUAUAUGCCGCAACACUCUGGCUCAAUGCAAAGGGUUUUGAGUUAAAUGACAUUGCAGAUUUGAAGGUGAAAAACUCCGAUGGAACUAACAAUAACCAUGCAACUAAGACUGAUUCUAUUAAAGAACGUUUCCACUUAUUAUUCGGUAUUUGUAUGGAGGCUUUGUGUAGUUCUCGCUCAUCCGAAUGUACGCAAAAUAUUGAAACUUGUCUUAGCGCUCUCUACACUCUGCUUGAUUCUGUCUGGGCUAGGGAAAUUUUAAUCGCCAAUCGAUCUCUGCCUAUCGAACUUUGUAAUGUCCUUCACAGGCUAUUAUUAACAAACGAAAGUUAUUCUAUUCAAAUUAUGGUAAUGGAAGUUUUGAAACAAAUAAUGAAAGCAAAUCAAGAAGAUUUAUCUAAAAGAAAAAAGGAAAGAUUAAACGAACUUACCUCCAAUGACGACGAGACGAAUGAUCUUCCGGAACUAGAUUUAUUAGGUGAAGGAGAACAUCCGGAUGACUUAACACCAGGAAAGUCAUUAGUUUUUGCAAUAUUAGAAGUGUGCUUAUGUUUGUUGGUCCGUCAAAUUCCGGCUUUAAAUCCAAAUCCUGGUGGGGCCACGGCAAUUUUAAGUCAACGUGGCUAUUUACCAUCCGAAGAAAGUGGAAAGCUUAUUGCCGCUGCACUUUUAAUUAUGGAAUCUCUUCCAAGCCUUUGUUCCCCUGCAGGUUCUGUGACAAUUUUACCAACUCUUCUUUAUUUGACGACUGGUGUAAUUCGAGAAACUGCGCUUCGAGCUGAAAAUAAUAUUAUUAAAACUGGAAGUGAAACUCCAGUACAUGCUGCAUUGCAUUGCUUAAAGAAUCUCGCCAUCAAUAAAUAUUCGAGAGAUCCUCGAAGUCAAGAUCAAUGGACAACUCUUUUACAGAGCGCCCUUGCAAAAAUCAUCGAUCUCGCCAAAACAGGUAACGAUGAAACCAAAAUGGAUGAAAUAUCAAUGAUGUUGGGAAUCGCUGUUUUUGUUCUUCAUGCCUUACCUGACGUGGUUAGCGCACCAAAUUUACAAUUUCCUUGUAUCAAUCAUUUUCGACAUGCUAUUCAAUCGGAUAAUAUUUAUAUAAGGCUAAAGUGCGUACAAACUUUGAAAACGAUCUUCCUCCACCCAGAGCGCAGCAUCAGUACACCUUACAUUCAUGCACUCGCACCUAGAAUAGUCGAGUUUUUAUAUAGCGAUCAGAGCAAGCAAGUACCAAAUGAUACAAAUUUACAAUUUACGUUAGAAUGUAUUACGACAAUAGAGAGUUUGAUAACAUUAGCCGAACCUGCACGACGAGAUUUAUUACAAGGAAUUCAGAUGCUAACAUUAUUGGUUCCGAUUUUAAUAAAUUAUUUAUUAGAGAGCGAACAGUUUCAUCAAAGUACAAAAUAUCAAAUUAGUCUUCAUCAACAUAGUUUCCAAUGGCUAAAUAAAAUUGGACCGAAAUACCCGCAGGAAUUUAAAACAUUGAUGUCGCAAUCCACCGAACUGAAAACCAAAUUAGAAAAUGCAGUGCGUCUCACCCACCAGCAGCAAGCUCAGAGGCAAUCAAAAAUAUCAGAAUCAACAAAGGCUCAAUUGAAAAUACCUGCACCAUCGAUUACUCUCAAAACAGAUUUUUCAAACUUCAAUUAGAUACAUACAUAAAUGAAACAUAUUUUUCAUUAUGUAUAAAUAAACAAAUGUAUAAAUAAAAAAUUAUAACGGUAGGUAUAUUAUAGCCUCAGUAAGUGCCAAAUUUACCAUGGGCAAUAAUAAGUUUAAAAACGGAAACGUAAGUUGCAAUAAAAUUAUAAUUUAUUAUUCAUCGAGU